AUGGCAACAAAUACAAUAGACGAUGGAGAAAUUGCACUUGAAAAUAAUGAUAAAACAGAAGAAAGUACAUCCCCUCCAAAAGAUGAAUGUAAUGUUGCACUCAGUGAUACUCCAUUUCAUUUACUCGAAAGCCGCUGGACAUUUUGGUAUACGCAUCGGCCAACAACUUUUCGCAACAGUUCUGUUAAUUAUGAUUCCUGUUUAAAAAAACUUGGUUCAUUCGGUUCCAUAGAAGAAUUUUGGUGCUACUAUGAUCAUAUGAAAUUUCCAUCAGAACUUCCACUAUAUAGUGACGUACAUCUAUUUAAAGAGAAUUUAAAACCAAUGUGGGAAGAAGAAGGAAAUCGUCUUGGUGGUAAAUGGAUUUUACGUUUAAAGAAAGGUUUAUCAACUCGUCUAUGGGAACUUCUUGUUUUGGCUCUUAUUGGCGAACAAUUUAAUGUUGGAAAAGAAAUAUGUGGAAUUGUAUGUUCUAUUCGUCCACAAGAAGAUCUUAUUAGUAUAUGGACAAAAACGGCAAAUAAUCAAGUAAUUACACAACGAAUUAAAGAAACAAUGAAAAAAGUUCUGAAUUUACCACUAGAGUGCCCACUCGAAUACAAAACACAUAAUGAUUCCUUGCGUGACAAUUGUAGCUAUCGCAAUACAGAUCGUGUUCGGUGA
This is a messenger RNA of Rotaria socialis, 663 nucleotides long. The record is from the annotation of a GenBank genome assembly. Lineage: Eukaryota; Metazoa; Rotifera; Eurotatoria; Philodinida; Philodinidae.